This is a messenger RNA of Paramecium pentaurelia, 501 nucleotides long. The record is from the annotation of a GenBank genome assembly. Lineage: Eukaryota; Ciliophora; Oligohymenophorea; Peniculida; Parameciidae.
AUGAAUCAAAACAAUGAUGCUAAGAUCAAAUGUUCAAAUCCAGAGCAUUUUGAUGAUGUAAAAUUUGCAUGCUUUAAUGAAUCUUGUAAAGCAGAUAGAUUAUAUUUUUUUUAAUGUAUUAAAAAUGGAACCCAUAUUUCUCAUCCUUAAAAUUAAUAAGAGUUACCUUUUUUAUUUGAACAUAUUUAAAGAAUUGAAAAGUAAUGUGAGGAUUUAAUUAAAAAUCUAAAAAAAAUAAUUGAUGCUGCUCAUCAAUAAUUUAAUUUAUUGAUUGAAGGAAUUAGAUCUAAAUAUAAAAAAUCAAAGCAAGAAUUCCUUACUUUAAAUUCUAAAUAAAUGAAUUCUUUCUUUACACAAAGUAUUCAAUUUAACUCAUUUGAAAAAAUAAUUUUAUUAUAAACCUAACAAUCUUUAAAGGAUUUUUAAGAUUCAAUAGAAAAAUCAUUAUCUGAUUUAAAAUUAUACUUCCAUUUAGUUUUAUUAUAAAAUAAUUAUAUCUGA